AUGGGUGAUUACUCGCAGCUCACCAACCACAACAUCCGCAGCUUUCUCUGGCGAGGAGUUUCCGUCUCGGUCACAGAUCGUCAAACUCACGAAGACAAGCCUAUCCUCAACAAUGUCAGCGGUAUAGUCUAUGCUGGAGAAUUGAUGGCCGUCAUGGGUCCUUCCGGUUCUGGAAAGUCUACUCUUCUCAACGUGCUUGCGAACCGCGUUCCUGCUAAGAGCGCCCGCACCCAAUCAGAUGUCUUUCUCAACGGCCGCCCAGCUGAGGCUGAGACUCUGCGCAAGAUCAGUUGCUACGUCGAACAAGAAGACGCCCUCGUCGGCUCACUAACCGUCAGAGAGACUUUGCUGUUUGCUGCGCGUCUCUCCUUGCCCAAGAGCAUCAGCGCAAACGAGCGUAUCGCCAGAGUCGAGGCUCUCAUCAACUCCUUCGGUCUUACUGGCCAAGCUAACACACUCGUUGGCACUCCUAUCAGAAAGGGCAUCUCUGGUGGUCAGAAGCGCCGUGUCAGCGUCGCCAACCAGCUCAUCACCAGCCCCAAGAUCUUGUUCCUCGAUGAACCUACUUCUGGUCUGGACUCGGCUGCUGCCUUCGAGGUCAUCGCUUUCGUCAAGGAAGUCGCCAAGAAACACAACUUGAUGGUCAUCUCAAGCAUCCAUCAGCCUUCCACCUCGACAUUUGCAAUGUUCGACAAGCUUCUCCUCCUCUCGCACGGCAACACAGCAUACAGCGGACCAGUCAAGGAAGUCCAAUCGUUCUUCGAUGCCUGCGGCUUCCCCAUCCCUCUCUACAUGAACCCCGCCGAGUUCAUCAUCGACUUUGUCAAUACCGAUUUUGCUCAUAACAGGAGCGAACUCGUCAGUCAAUUCGAGAUGGUCACCGGCACAUGGCAGCGCUCCGGCCUCCACGCAGAGAAGAUGAACACCAUCAACCGCGAGAUCCAGCACGGCGACCCUUCUCCCCAGGAGACCAACGACAACGAGCAGAUCGGCGCUCACUGGUUUGCCAUCGUGAUUGCGCUCAUUCAUCGCAACUUCAUCAAGUCUUACCGUGACAUCAUCGCCUAUGGUAUCCGUAUCGCCAUGUACAUGGGUCUGGCCGUGAUGAUGGGCACCGUCUGGCUGCGUCUGGGAGCAUCGCAGGACAAUCUCCAAGCUUUUACUAAUGCUAUCUUCUUUGGCGGUGCCUUCAUGUCUUUCAUGGCUGUCGCUUACAUCCCUGCUUACCUCGAGGACCGCGCAAUUUUCAUGAAGGAGCGUGCCAAUGGUCUCUACGGACCCACGUCUUUCCUUGUUAGCAACUUCUUGACUGGACUUCCGUAUCUCUUCAUCAUCACUCUGCUCUUCAGCGUCGUCGUGUACUGGCUUAGUAACUUCCGCGGCACGGCUGGAGGCUUCUGGAUGUGGGUUAUGUGGCUCUUCCUCGACUUGGUCGCUGCCGAGUCCCUUGUCGUCUUCAUCACCAGCGUUGUUCCUAUCUUUGUCGUUGCUCUGGCUGCUACUGCCUUUGCCAAUGGCCUCUGGAUGUGCACCAUGGGUUUCAUGGUUCGCCCUGCCGACUUGAACCCCUUCUGGCGCUACGUCUUCCACUACAUCGACUACCAGAGCUAUGUCUUUGAGGGCAUGAUGGUCAAUGAGUUUGCGUACAGAAACUACACUUGCCCCUCUGAUGGUAAUGGCGGUUACAACUGUGCUUACAAGUCUCCCAUCAAUGAGCAAGGCUUGAUUCCUGGCACUGCUUUGUUGGAUACCUAUGGCUACAAGUCUGGCAAGACUGGUGAGUAUAUUGGUAUCUUGCUGGCCAUCAUUGCUGUCUAUAGAGCGCUUGGCUGGUUUGUGCUGUACGUCCGCCGCACUUGA
Molecule: messenger RNA, 1860 nt
Organism: Aureobasidium namibiae CBS 147.97
Lineage: Eukaryota; Fungi; Ascomycota; Dothideomycetes; Dothideales; Saccotheciaceae
Product: putative ABC transporter
Exons: 3
Coding region: 1-1860 (619 amino acids)
Cellular component (GO): membrane
Molecular function (GO): ATP hydrolysis activity; ATP binding; ABC-type transporter activity
Source: RefSeq, a predicted model, not a curated record